CCCGAGGAGGAGACGGACUUGGAAAAUCCAGGUCGUCCUACACGGAUUAACUGUAGUUUACGCCAAAAAUUCCGUCACAAAAUAGUGUUUCCGCUCCUUUCAUCGACUUAUUUAAGCCGAACCGGUUGUUUGGGCCACUUUGGAGCCGCCUUUCACUCCGCUGGAAGCCUUUUAAUCGGUUGUGUCCCUGCUGGAGCGGUCGGAUCCGGCUGUGGUUGUGGCCGGGCAGCCCCGCUGGACUGUCGGGUAAAGCUCGAGCUUCCCCGCGGAUUAAAAAGAAAAAAAAAACAAUUUUUUUUUUUAAUUCACUGUUUUCUUCAAAGGAGGCUUUGAUGUUUUUUAUUUAGCUGGAAAAAAAAUAUUUUACGUCUAUGCUUAUGAGCUCAACGAGAAGUUUGAUUAAGCAGCGGAGUGCGCUUGGUUUGGAGUCCGAUGGAUGUUAGCCCUGGCCGGCUGUGGCUCAGCUCUCUGCGCCGCUCAGCUUGUCUGCCCAGAAUGCUGCUACUGACCUCGCAAGUGUAUGAAAACAGCGGGUCUGGUGCCACCAAGUCGCCCUCCAUUGCUUCGCUGUAAAACCUGGAAAUACCACCGAGCAUUCCCCCCUCCUCUCUCACCCACUCCUGGACAUUUUUGGAUUUAGCUUCCAUUUUUAGUAUAAUAUGUACAUUGUCCAGAUACUUUUCUCCUUUGGGGAGCAAGACAUUCAAUUUUAGAUUGUUUCUGUGUUUUUUAAAAAUCUUUUUGGAGGAGUUUCUGCUUUUAUAAAUCAUCCUUUCUGUGGACACAUUCGGAUGGAAAAUGGGAGACGCUACAAAACUGGCCAUAGCCGUUUUCCUCAUCUCCUGUUCUUCAGGUGCCAUUCUGGGACGCUCAGAGACGGAGAAAUGCAUCUACUACAACUCCAGCUGGGAGAAGGACAGAACCAACCUCAGCGGCAUCGAUAUGUGCUACGGCGACACGGACAAGCGGCGGCACUGCUUCGCCUCGUGGAAGAACGUGUCGGGCACCAUUGAGAUCAUCAGGCAGGGCUGCUGGCUGGACGACAUGAACUGCUACGACAGAAGCGAGUGUGUGGAGAGGAAGGUGAGCCCCGAGGUGUUCUUCUGCUGCUGUGAAGGCAACAUGUGCAACGAGAAGUUAAUGUACGUCCCAGAUACGCAGGCGCCCAACGACACCGGCCAUUCCACCGCCUACACCACGUCCAACCCGUUCUCCCCGAAGCCGCCGCUCCUCAGCACCCUGCUGUACUCCCUGGUUCCCAUCAUAGGUCUGGCCGGAGUCGUCCUCUUCUCCUUCUGGAUGUGGCGGCACCACAAACUGGCCUACCCUGCGGCGCUUGUCCCCACACAUCACGCCUUUCAUAUUAUGGUGGAGGAUCCAGGACCUUCACCUCCUUCUCCUGUUCUGGGCCAGAAACCGCUGCAGCUCAUCGAGAUGAAGGCCAGGGGGCGCUUCGGCUGCGUGUGGAAGGCCCAGCUGCUGAACGAAUACGUGGCUGUGAAGAUCUUCCCCAUUCAGGAUAAGCUCUCCUGGCAGAACGAGUAUGAGAUCUACAGCGUGUGCGGCAUGAAGCACGAAAAUGUGCUCCAGUUCAUCGGCGUGGAGAAGAGGAACAACAACCUGGACCUGGAGCUGUGGCUCAUCACCGCCUACCACGACAAGGGCUCCCUGACGGACUACCUGAAGGCCAACGUGGUUUCCUGGAACGAGCUGUGCCACAUCGCCCAGACGGCGGCCCGCGGCCUGGCCUACCUGCACGAAGACAUCCCCCUACACAAGGACGGACACAAGCCGUCCAUCGCUCACAGGGAUAUUAAGAGUAAGAACGUGCUGCUGAAGAAUAACCUGACGGCCUGCAUCGCCGACUUCGGCCUGGCGCUGAAGUUUGAGGCGGGGAAAUCAGGAGACACACACGGACAGGUCGGAACCCGCCGUUACAUGGCCCCCGAAGUCCUGGAGGGCGCCAUCAACUUCCAACGCGACUCCUUCCUGCGAAUCGACAUGUACGCCUUCGGCCUCGUCCUCUGGGAGCUCGCGUCCCGGUGUACCGCCGCAGACGGCCCCGUGGACGAGUACAUGCUCCCCUUCGAGGAGGAGGUGGGCCAGCACCCGUCUCUGGAGGACAUGCAGGAAGUGGUCGUCCACAAGAAGCUGCGGCCCUGCCUGAGAGACUGCUGGCAGAAGCACACGGGUCUGGCCAUGCUGUGCGAAACCAUCGAGGACUGCUGGGACCACGAGGCCGAGGCCCGCCUGUCCGCCGGCUGCGUCGAGGAGCGCAUCGGCCAAAUGCAACGCCAGGCCCCCAUCAUCGGACCCGAGGAGAUCGUCACUGUGGUCACCAUGGUGACGAACGUUGACCUCCCGCCCAAGGAGUCCAGCUUAUGAUCGGCCGGUCGACCCAGAGGGGAAACAAACGUCCGACCCUGGUUGGUCGGCUUCCUGUUCCCUCCCCCUUUUUAUUUUUUUUUUAUGUUGGUCUUUUCUCCUUCUUGGUUCCUCGCCGCAUCAAGUCGAGAUCCGCCUCAUUUUGAUACGUGUGCCUGAGGAUUUUAAUGUUUGGAGGGUUUUUUUCUCUCUCGCCAGGUGGGACGACGAUGCUUGGAGAUGGAAAAAAAGAAAGACAAACCCUGGUUUGAUCAUGUAUUGUUUUUAUAUCCACACACGAGACGAACACGGAGUAAUUUCACUGAACUCUCAGCGCAUUUUAAUGUUUCAAAACAAGAAGAAAGGAUUUUAAAAAAAAA
Molecule: messenger RNA, 2744 nt
Organism: Cyprinodon variegatus (sheepshead minnow)
Lineage: Eukaryota; Metazoa; Chordata; Actinopteri; Cyprinodontiformes; Cyprinodontidae
Gene: acvr2a
Product: activin A receptor type IIA
Exons: 12
Coding region: 799-2385 (528 amino acids)
Biological process (GO): activin receptor signaling pathway; cellular response to growth factor stimulus; protein phosphorylation
Cellular component (GO): activin receptor complex; plasma membrane
Molecular function (GO): activin receptor activity; ATP binding; activin binding
Source: RefSeq, a predicted model, not a curated record